AUGGUUAUUAUAUUGACACAUGCCAGGAUAAAAGAUGCACAGGGAAGUUAUCCAGCUUCAGUGAGCAAUUCCUUCAAGGCGUCAAAACUAUUAAUUAAUGAUCGUAUAUUGGAAAUUCAGGAAUUUAAAGAGAAGCUUUUAGAUUUAGGUGUUGAGGUGAGUCGAGUUUUGCUACCUGGCGAUCAAGCAAGCUCACAAGUUUCAGGGGGAACCUGUGCUCAAUGUCAUAAGAAAACUGACAUCCAAACAGGACCAUUCACAUGUGGAUGUGGCAAGGAUAAUGAUCAUCCUGUUCUGAGGUAUAGAGUUGAAGUCAUGGUUACCCAAAACAAUGAGAGUAGUAAAUUUUUGCUCUGGGACCGUGAAUGUGCUGAAUUGAUUGGUGAAACAGCUGAUGAUGUGAAUAGGGUCAAGAUUGAACUGGUGAAUUUGUGUUGUUUUUGGCAAGAUGGUGAUCUUGAUUUGAAUGCUUCCCCUCAAGCACUUGACAAAUUGUUGGGUCAUGUGCUUGCUUUUAAGGUCAGGAUUCAAUCAAAAUUCAAAAAUGCAGUUGUACUUAGAUACUCAAAAGACCUGGAUUUGAUCAAUGUUGUUCUCGAGAUGCUGCCUGAUAGUGAGCAAUCUCUGUCUGUCACAGCUGACCAUGAUCCGGUUGCAGGAUUGCCUUUAACACCCAAAAAGCGGAUGUCAUCUGAUGAAGCCGAUGAUGAGUUAGGGAGCUCUCAAAUUUCGCCAGCCCAACUAUCGUCUAACAAAUUAACAAGACAUUCUCAUAAGAGCUAA
Messenger RNA from Glycine soja, 783 nucleotides. RefSeq lists its product as uncharacterized. The record is from RefSeq and is a predicted model, not a curated record. Lineage: Eukaryota; Viridiplantae; Streptophyta; Magnoliopsida; Fabales; Fabaceae. The transcript has 7 exons. Bases 1 to 783 code for a protein of 260 amino acids.